Messenger RNA from Trypanosoma rangeli, 471 nucleotides. RefSeq lists its product as uncharacterized. Bases 1 to 471 code for a protein of 156 amino acids. The transcript has a single exon. The record is from RefSeq and is a predicted model, not a curated record. NCBI's taxonomy places the organism in Eukaryota, Euglenozoa, Kinetoplastea, Trypanosomatida, Trypanosomatidae.
AUGAAGUUAGCCCUUCAAUCCGAUGCAUUAGUGACGAUUGAACCCCGUUCACUUUCGUGGCUGAUGCCGCUCUUCCUCUCUAUCUCUCUAUCUCUCUCCCCCUUCUCUCUCGCUCUCUGUGUGUUGCUUUUCACGUGCCUGCCUGCUGCCUCGCCAUUGCUGGGGAGCCGUGUGCCCAAGUGUGUCUGUGUAAGCAGACCCUGCUUGAAGUUGAUUAAAUGCUUCUUCCGGUUUGGUUUAUCUUUGUUCAUCCUGUUAUUAGCCAUUUACAUGGAGGGGGCUUCUUCGAGUGGGCAGAUCAUUGUUCCUGCUCUUUCUGUGCAAAUUCCAAAGGAUGCCUCGGGGACAAGUUUGUCCACUGCUACCACGCUAAAGGUUCGCAGUCUUGCCGCUGGCCAGGUGGACCGGAUCGUAUCGGCGGCGUUACCGGAUGGUAUGCUUCUGUCGAAGGAUGCUCGUACCGCUUUGUAA